AUGUCCUUCCGCUGGUGUGAUGUGGAAGUUUGGAGAGGGGGUCGCUCUCGGCAUCUGACCGAGGUGGGGUUCAAAAUUACGACGUCCGUUACAAAUGCCCCCAGGGAUGCUUUAAAACGGUACGUUAAUAUAAAUACUCUAAACUUUAUGCAGUUGUCGCAGAUCCUGGUAGGGAGCGAUUGCUGUCCACCAAGCGGCGGCGAAACCACCUAUGAUUCCCGACUGCUUUCGUUCCCGACCGCCAGACUUUCAGGGUUCGGCCUCUACGGUGCCUCCUACGCCGCCUCCAACUCAUUCUACACCGCCCUGCCUAACCCUUACGACUUAAAAGAGUCUCGAGGUUCGUGGAGUGCACUUCAACAAUCGUCCGCAGCUGCCUGCUACCCCUACGACCCGAGUGGACUUGCCACCUGUGCCUCUUAUCCUGACAGAUACGGAUCUAUGGAUAGUGUGGCUAGGCGGAAAAAUGCAACUAGAGAGACCACCAACACCCUGAAAGCUUGGCUCUAUGAACAUCGGAAGAAUCCAUAUCCUACCAAAGGGGAGAAGAUCAUGUUGGCCAUCAUCACGAAAAUGACUCUCACGCAGGUUUCAACGUGGUUUGCCAAUGCUCGACGCCGUCUGAAGAAGGAGAAUAAGAUGACUUGGGAACCUAGGAACAAGACCAGCGAAGGAGAAGACAGAGACAGUAGCUCCCCUAGAGAUGUGAAGUCAGACGAUACGGCAGACGAUUGUGGCGACAGUAAUCUACCAGAAUAUUUAAAGCAAGAAUGUGGGCAAUAUCCAGGAAAGCAAAGUUUUACAUCUGUCUUUGAGAACAAUGAUGCAAAAUCCUCCAACAAGAGCUGCAAUUCUUUUGCAUUAGAUUGCUACAGAGUUCAGGGACAGUCUUCAGAAGAUUCCGGUUCAGGAUCUCCCAGUCCAAUACGCAGUUCAACGAUGCAAAACUCUUGCUUUAAUCCCUCUACGCAAUUCGGUACAACAAAAAAUGAUCCCAAAGAUCCUUUGUAUGGAUCAGUUGUAACGAACGCUCCUCCUUAUAGUGCAAUGUCAAACAGCAGUCGGCCAAAGAUAUGGUCUUUAGCUAGAACUGCCACAUCGGACAGUCCACCAACUAUACGCAGAUCAUUGUUUUCUUGCCAGCAAUCAGAAUUCUGUAUCGAAAAUGGACAGACACACAAAUCAAACGUUGAAUGUGCACCUUCUGAUCUAAAACAGUCUCAAAUGUCUAACAUGUUCUGCGUAGACAGUAGCCAACGGCUAAAGGUAGACAAAGACUCUCAAGUAGAUGACAUAAAACAAUCUCAAGUAUCUCACUGCCCAACAAUGUUUUGCUUAGAUAGUGAUCAAAGACACAAGGCUGACAAAGAUCCACCAUCUUGUGAUUUAAAGCUACCCAGCUGCUCUGUCCAAUUCUGUGUGGACACUGGACAGAGUCUUAAAGACAGCGAAAUGGGAAAGCAUGCUGACAUUACAUCUGGCUGUUAUAGAGACUUCGUGCCAGACAAAAGUAACACCUUACCAUCGAAAAAUCUCUGCUGCAAUCAAUCUACCUAUAACCCCGUAGUUCAAGAUUGUGUGGUGCCUACCAAAUGCGAGACCAGUGAGUGCCUCAGAUCAGGGGAUAGAGGGUCUUGUAUGAUGGACAGUCGACCACCUUAUGUCACUGAGUAUCCUCCCCCAAAUCUGGUGGGGGAGAAUGUAGAUCCAUACAACCAUUAUAAGGGUAAAAACAUUGGACCAAUUGCCUACACUGCUCCCAAAUGCCAGACGAUGAAUUCAUCCGGAGUAAUUCAGAAUCCAGGGUAUACAGAGGGUGAAUCUAAUUCUAGAAACGACUUUUUUGCCUCAGACAGGUUUGAUCCAACAAUGCACGCUAUCCACAAGACAGCUCUCAAUCAGGACACAUCAGCUGAAUUAAGGGACACUGGAACUCUUUUGAGACAAAGUGACCAUUGAAAGCACAGAGCUCAAACUGACUGUUAUUCACGUUGAUCUUAUUAUUUAUAUGAACGAAAGAAAGCACGUUCGUCAGAUCUUUAAUAAGGAUGCGAUACAAAUAUUGUUGGAAAUAAUUUCUCCGAAUAUAAUUAUUGUGAUUUUUUUUUCUAUAUACAAACCAACAAACUAAAUUAUAUGAUUUUGUAAUAUUUACAAACUAACAAACAAAUAAACAAAGGCUUUGCAAUCGCACAGCUACACAGAUCAUAUCACAGCUUCGUAUACAUUUUUAUUUACAUUUUUUAUAUAUAAUUCCUUUCAUGUUCAU
Molecule: messenger RNA, 2269 nt
Organism: Argiope bruennichi
Lineage: Eukaryota; Metazoa; Arthropoda; Arachnida; Araneae; Araneidae
Product: iroquois-class homeodomain protein IRX-4-like
Exons: 6
Coding region: 1-1959 (652 amino acids)
Biological process (GO): regulation of transcription by RNA polymerase II; cell development; neuron differentiation
Cellular component (GO): nucleus
Molecular function (GO): DNA-binding transcription factor activity, RNA polymerase II-specific; RNA polymerase II cis-regulatory region sequence-specific DNA binding
Source: RefSeq, a predicted model, not a curated record